CCCGGCGGGUUACUCCUUUUACGCCCGGCCCCCAUCCCCAGCCCCGCCCCGGCGCCCCUGCCCGCAGCCGCGUCCUCGUCGUCGUCUGCGCUCCCGGCGCUGACGUGUCUGGGCGGUCGGCUUCCACUCCUUCAGGCGCCGGCAGCCACUAGUCGUGGCGAGAGGGGCGGGGUGGCCGGGGCUGGCACUCCCCUUGGCCCCCGCUCCCGGCCCGCCCCGCCGCCGCGGCCCCCCGGAUGAGGGUAUAUAUUCGGAGCGGGCGCGGGACGCCGAUGAGUGGCCGCGCGGAAGGAGCUGGAGACGGGCGUACCAGCGGUCGCGCCGAGGAAGGUUUACAGGUACAUACAUUACACCCCUAUUUCUACAAAGCUUGGCUAUUAGAGCAUUAUGAACAUUAAUGACCUCAAACUCACGUUGUCCAAAGCUGGGCAAGAGCACCUACUACGUUACUGGAAUGAGCUUGAAGAAGCCCAACAGGUAGAACUUUAUGCAGAGCUCCAGGCCAUGAACUUUGAGGAGCUGAACUUCUUUUUCCAAAAGGCCAUUGAAGGUUUUAACCAGUCUUCUCACCAAAAGAAUGUGGAUGCACGAAUGGAACCUGUGCCUCGAGAGGUAUUAGGCAGUGCUACAAGGGAUCAAGAUCAGCUCCAAUCCUGGGAAAGUGAAGGACUUUUCCAGAUUUCUCAGAAUAAAGUAGCAGUUCUUCUUCUAGCUGGUGGGCAGGGGACAAGACUCGGCGUUGCAUAUCCUAAGGGGAUGUAUGAUGUUGGUUUGCCAUCCCGUAAGACACUUUUUCAGAUUCAAGCAGAGCGUAUCCUGAAGCUACAACAGGUUGCUGAAAAAUAUUAUGGCAACAAAUGCAUUAUUCCAUGGUAUAUAAUGACCAGUGGCAGAACAAUGGAAUCUACAAAGGAGUUCUUCACCAAGCACAAGUACUUUGGUUUAAAAAAAGAGAAUGUAAUCUUUUUUCAGCAAGGAAUGCUCCCCGCCAUGAGUUUUGAUGGGAAAAUUAUUUUGGAAGAGAAGAACAAAGUUUCUAUGGCUCCAGAUGGGAAUGGUGGUCUUUAUCGGGCACUUGCAGCCCAGAAUAUUGUGGAGGAUAUGGAGCAAAGAGGCAUUUGGAGCAUUCAUGUCUAUUGUGUUGACAACAUAUUAGUAAAGGUGGCAGACCCACGGUUCAUUGGAUUUUGCAUUCAGAAAGGAGCAGACUGUGGAGCAAAGGUGGUAGAGAAAACGAACCCUACAGAACCAGUUGGAGUGGUUUGCCGAGUGGAUGGAGUUUACCAGGUGGUAGAAUAUAGUGAGAUUUCCCUGGCAACAGCUCAAAAACGAAGCUCAGAUGGACGACUGCUGUUCAAUGCGGGGAACAUUGCCAACCAUUUCUUCACUGUACCAUUUCUGAGAGAUGUUGUCAAUGUUUAUGAACCUCAGUUGCAGCACCAUGUGGCUCAAAAGAAGAUUCCUUAUGUGGAUACCCAAGGACAGUUAAUUAAGCCAGACAAACCCAAUGGAAUAAAGAUGGAAAAAUUUGUCUUUGACAUCUUCCAGUUUGCAAAGAAGUUUGUGGUAUAUGAAGUAUUGCGAGAAGAUGAGUUUUCCCCACUAAAGAAUGCUGACAGUCAGAAUGGGAAAGACAACCCUACUACUGCAAGGCAUGCUUUGAUGUCCCUUCAUCAUUGCUGGGUCCUCAAUGCAGGGGGCCACUUCAUAGAUGAAAAUGGCUCUCGCCUUCCAGCAAUUCCACGCAGUGCUACAAAUGGGAAGUCAGAGACCAUCACAGCUGAUGUCAAUCACAACUUGAAGGAUGCCAAUGAUGUACCAAUCCAGUGUGAAAUCUCUCCUCUUAUCUCCUAUGCUGGAGAAGGAUUAGAAAGUUAUGUGGCAGAUAAAGAAUUCCAUGCACCUCUAAUCAUCGAUGAGAAUGGAGUUCAUGAGCUGGUGAAAAAUGGUAUUUGAACCAGAUACCAAGUUUUGUUUGCCACGAUAGGAAUAGCUUUUAUUUUUGAUAGACCAACUGUGAACCUACAAGACGUCUUGGACAACUGAAGUUUAAAUAUCCACAGGGUUUUAUUUUGCUUGUUGAACUCUUACAGCUAUUGCAAACUUCCCAAGAUCCAGAUGACUGAAUUUCAGAUAGCAUUUUUAUGAUUCCCAACUCAUUGAAGGUCUUAUUUAUAUAAUUUUUUCCAAGCCAAGGAGACCAUUGGCCAUCCAGGAAAUUUUGUACAGCUGAAAUAUAGGCAGGAUGUUCAACAUCAGUUUACUUGGAGCUGGAAGCAUUUGUUUUUGAAGUUGUACAUAGUAAUAAUACGUCAUUGUACAUGUUGAAAGGUUUCUAUGGUACUAAAAGUUUGUUUUAUUUUGUCCAACAUUAAGCUUUUUUAAGAAAAUAAUUGGGCAGUAAAAUAAAUAUAUCUUGUCUCUGGAG
Messenger RNA from Nomascus leucogenys (northern white-cheeked gibbon), 2428 nucleotides. Lineage: Eukaryota; Metazoa; Chordata; Mammalia; Primates; Hylobatidae. The record is from RefSeq and is a predicted model, not a curated record.